Asparagus officinalis (garden asparagus) is the source of this 454-nucleotide messenger RNA. RefSeq names its product glutaredoxin-like. Gene Ontology annotation, cellular component: cytoplasm. NCBI's taxonomy places the organism in Eukaryota, Viridiplantae, Streptophyta, Magnoliopsida, Asparagales, Asparagaceae. Gene Ontology annotation, biological process: cellular response to oxidative stress. Bases 1 to 429 code for a protein of 142 amino acids. Gene Ontology annotation, molecular function: glutathione disulfide oxidoreductase activity. The record is from RefSeq and is a predicted model, not a curated record. The transcript has 4 exons.
AUGGGAGAAAAUUAUGCAGUAGGCCUUAAUCAUAUACGGGAUAUUAAUGUAGGAGUGCGUGAAGCCUCCAUUGUGGACAAAGGGCAUGAUCUCGAGUUUGGAGGCAGGAAUGUAAAAAAGUCGAUGGGAAUAGUGGCAAAGUCUAUUGAGCCUAGAAGUAAGACCCUUAUUUUCUUAUUCAUUGCAGCAAGUUACUGCCUAUUCUCCGGUCAGGUUAAGCAGUUGCUUUCGCAGCUAAAUGCAAGUUACAAGAUGAUGGAGCUGGAUCGGGAAAGUGAUGGAUAUGAAGUUCAGUCCGCACUUGUGGAAUGGACCGGACAAAGGACUGUCCCGAAUGUUUUUAUUGGUGGCUGUGACAGUGUUAUCGCAAAGCACAGACAAGGCAAAUUGGUGGCCCUUCUUACUGAAGCUGGAGCUCUUGCAACUUAAGGAGUGAGAUUGGCUCUCUGGGUUG